AUGUGGCGGGACCGUACAAACCUCUACAUUUCCUACCGGCAAUCCUACAGCCACCAUCCGGCGAAGCGUCCACGGUUCAUCGACACACCCUCGACCUUCGGCGACGAUGACCGGCGCGGGCUGCUCUCGCCGUCGUCGCGGCACUCCGACGACGCAAUAAUCGAAAUGGACCUUCUCCCGCCGCGGUGGGCCGACGUCACCGACGAAGUCAACGAGCUGCUGACGGGAAUCGCGCGCAAAUCUACGCUGCUCGAGCGCCUCCACAACAAGCACGUCCUCCCCGGCUUCGAUGAUUCGUGCCGCGAUGAAGGCGAGAUCGAACGCCUGACUGCAGAGAUCACCGGUGAUUUCCAUGCCUGCCAGAGGAAGAUUUCGAGUGUCAAGGCUAUGCUGCAAGGCGCGACCAGUGCUGAGGACGUCAUGGGCAGGAAUCUACAGAUGUCCCUCGCUGCUAGGGUCCAGGAGAGCUCGACGCUGUUUAGGAAAAAGCAGAGUGCUUAUCUUCGGAAACUCCGUGGGAUCUCGACGAUGACCGAGCGCUCCAGCAGUCCCGGCCUCUACAAUCCAGCAAUGGAAGAUCCCGCGGCCGACGUAUCGUACUCGCAGUCGGCACUGCAGCGCAGCGCACAAUUGACAUCCAACGAUGCGGCGAUAAUGCAGCGGGAGCGGGAGAUCACCGACAUUGCGAAGGGGAUCAUCGAGCUGGCGGACAUAUUCAAGGAGCUUCAGAGCAUGGUUAUCGAUCAGGGGACUAUGCUCGAUCGCAUCGACUACAAUGUCGAGAUGCUGAAUGUCAACGUCAAGGAGGCGGAUAAGGAGAUGACUGUGGCAAGCGGCUACCAACGCAAAACGACAAAACGAAAAAUCAUGUUCCUCCUGUUCCUGAUCAUCCUCGGCCUAGUCAUCCUCCUGGUCAUCAAGCCGAAGAAGUCUUCACCGCCUGCCGCGCCAGCGCCAGCUCCUGUGGCGCCACAGAAGGAUCUGCCCCUGGUAUAUAUACGCGGCAGGAAAGCUGUGUGGUGA
Tricharina praecox is the source of this 1023-nucleotide messenger RNA. RefSeq names its product t-SNARE. Gene Ontology annotation, molecular function: SNAP receptor activity; SNARE binding. Gene Ontology annotation, biological process: vesicle fusion; vesicle-mediated transport; intracellular protein transport. The coding region runs from base 1 to 1023 and encodes 340 amino acids. The transcript has 4 exons. Lineage: Eukaryota; Fungi; Ascomycota; Pezizomycetes; Pezizales; Pyronemataceae. The record is from RefSeq and is a predicted model, not a curated record. Gene Ontology annotation, cellular component: SNARE complex; endomembrane system; membrane.